AUGAAUAAUCCAUCAGAACCUACGAAUUAUGAAGAUACUCCUGCAUCAGCAGAAAAAAGACUAUAUACUGAAGGACUAUAUACUGGUGAAGGACUAUAUACUGAUGAAGGACUAUAUACUAGUGAAAGACUAUAUACUAGUGAAGGACUAUAUGCUGAUAAUGAAGUUGAUGAUUAUAAAGAAGCUGGUAAUUAUGAAGAAGUUGAUGAUUAUAAAAAAGUUGGUGAUUAUAGAGAAGUUGGUGAUUAUGUAUUAGAAUUAAGCUUAGAAGAAGAAGCAGAGAUAUUCAAGCAAAUAAAAAAGAGAAAAGGAAAAGCUACAGUAAUGGCCGCAGUUUCAUGUUCCCAAUUACGAAGGCAACCUUCUGAUUUUUUUCGUAACUGUGAGUUAAAAGCAGUAUUGGGAACAAAGAAUGUGUUUGAUCUAAUAUACUCCCAGAAACAAAAAAAAAUAAGAAUUUCUGAACAUUAUGACAAGACUAAUUCAUCUUAUUCGGUUGGUUCCGAACCUCGAAAAGCUAACAUACCAGAUGCAUCUGUUGGUCAAUCAUGUGAUGUCAUCACACGCAAGAGAGUAAUUAAGGCUAGUGAUCCUUACUUCAUAGCCCUGCUUGGAAAUGUGUGUUUGUGUAAAGGUUACUUGGACAUUACGACAACAUGGAUCAAUGAAAAGUUUGAGCUAAAUGAAGCUGUUUUGGCAGUUACUUCCCUUCAGUACCUUUAUACAGAUGAUGCAAUCGUGAAAUAUAUUAAGGACAUUCUUGAAUAUUGA
Molecule: messenger RNA, 771 nt
Organism: Cetraspora pellucida
Lineage: Eukaryota; Fungi; Glomeromycota; Glomeromycetes; Diversisporales; Gigasporaceae
Source: the annotation of a GenBank genome assembly